CUGAGCGCGAGAACACUCCAGCCAGUAGAGGAUCACAACAACACGCGCGUUCUGUUCAAAACAAGAUUUCGUAAUGAUGCUUCAGCAUCCUGGUUUGGGUCCUUCGGAGAUCAGCGCGUCGGCGUUGGUGCCCUGCCUCUCCCCGCCGGGCUCACUCACGCUGGACGACUUCACAAACUUCACUCCGUUAGUCAAAGUGGAGCUACGAUACGCCAUCCAGAACAAGUGCCUGUCCAACGGCAUGAGCGCUAUGACCAAUGACCGAGCCUGUCUGAACGCCGAACGACCCACUGAACUGCCCGUAGCGAAGCGUGAGAUCAAGCCAGAGGAGAGUGAAAGGAGAAAAAGAAGAAGGGAAAGAAACAAAAUUGCAGCAGCAAAAUGCAGAAACAAUAAAAAGGAGAAAACCAACCAUUUACAACAGGAAUCAGAGAAGUUGGAGUCCAUCAAUGCUGAGCUCAAAGCCCAGAUUGAGGAGCUGAAAAACCAAAAGCAGCAGCUAGUCUACAUGCUCAACCUGCACAGGCCCACCUGUAUUGUCCGUGCUCAGAAUGGCCAAACCCCUGAGGACGAGAGAAAGCUCUUCAUCCAACAGAUCAAGGAAUGCACCUUGCAAGGUCUUAAUUUAACACAAGUGGACCAACACACACAAUACCAACUAGCUGUGGGCAUCUCUGAAUCAUAAACUUACAAUUAAGAAGCUAAAUGCAUGGAAGUCAUUGCCAAGGAACAUUAGAAAGUCCACCCGAUUAUAAAGGACUGAGGACUAAACUAAACAUGGGUGCCUUCCAUGCUAACUGAGGUUGGUCUGUGGUACACUGAAAGGGACUAGCACUAAAGAGUUCAAGGACAUGAAAUAUUAGAUAUAUUUUGUUAUUUAAACCUGUUCUUACUUGUAUGCACCAAAGCUUGAUGUUGUGUUUAUGCUAAAGCAACAUAAUUUCAUUUAUUUAUUAGUUUGUUGGUUAAACGAAACCCUGGCGGUGAGUUUGGCGGUUGUAUACUUGUGAGGAAAAAUGGAAGACUUAUGUAGCAAUUGCAUGUAUCUUUCAUUUAUUGAAGACAAAGAGAGCAUACAUUGUGAUUAUGUUGAUUAGCUUAGUUAUUACUUAUGCAUCUGUGGCCUCUGCGUCAUUUAAUAUUCACAUAACAUGCCACAUGAAGUAUUUCAAGCUGCUACUAAUCUCUCAGGACAUGGUCUAUUACAGGAAACUCGUACUAAAUAAACAAAGAAAAUAACAGGGAAGUCAAAGCAAAGUGGACUUUGAGACAGCCAGGUGUCAGGCAUGCUACUAACAAGAAAGUCUCUCCUUGUAGAGACUUGAACUUUCACCACUAAAGGCCUGUCUGUGCUGUUGCCUCAACAGUCUGAAAAUGUUGUUACAAUGCUGUGAGCAGAAGGGCUUACAUUUGCCAGCCCACUGUAGAAUGAUUGGUGUUUUUGUGCUAUUAAGUGAAACUUAUUUUCUGAUGUUGCACUUUUCAUAUAUUGUAGCUGUGUGUUGUUAGUGUCUAGAUGCACAACCCUCUACAUUUAUUCUAAAGAAAACAAACACUUCAAGUAAAGCUCAUAUUUAUUGUCUGGCUAUGUUCCUAGAUCAUGUGCCAAGCAAUAUGAGUGUCACACCAUAUUGUUAGUGUUUGUUUUGAAGAAACACAUACCAUAAGACAUCUGAUCAAGCACUCUGACCACAUUGCCUAACUUUAAAUUCAGAGUUAAGGAAGAGUUUUGUCUCUGUGAAAAUUUCUGUCAGUCGAUAUCUACAAGGGGAAAUAUUGAACUUUUUCACUUAGAUCUCCCGUAUAUUCUGAGUUGUCUAAAUUUCUUUUUCAAUUGUGUGUUGACUGGUUAAAUGGCGCAGGCGUCGGUUAGCCUUUCUUUUCCUUUUGUUAUUGUUCAACCAAGCAUGCCAAUCAUGAAAUGUAGUACUACUGGCAUUAAAUGUGUAAUGGAAACUAUGCUUACUAUUUGUGGUUAAACCAGAUUUUAUGUGUCACGUUAUCCAUGUCAAACUAUUGAAGUGCAGUAGCAACCAAAACAUUUCUGAUUGAGAAGUUAAUUACAUCUGUAUCUGAAAGAUGUCUUGCUGCAGUUUGACUGUUGUUUGUUUGAUACUUUAUUAAUAAAAAAUAUUCAUAU
Messenger RNA from Xyrauchen texanus (razorback sucker), 2140 nucleotides. RefSeq names its product cyclic AMP-dependent transcription factor ATF-3-like. Gene Ontology annotation, molecular function: DNA-binding transcription factor activity, RNA polymerase II-specific; RNA polymerase II cis-regulatory region sequence-specific DNA binding. Gene Ontology annotation, biological process: regulation of transcription by RNA polymerase II. NCBI's taxonomy places the organism in Eukaryota, Metazoa, Chordata, Actinopteri, Cypriniformes, Catostomidae. Gene Ontology annotation, cellular component: nucleus. The transcript has 4 exons. The coding region runs from base 74 to 685 and encodes 203 amino acids. The record is from RefSeq and is a predicted model, not a curated record.